Messenger RNA from Phasianus colchicus (ring-necked pheasant), 933 nucleotides. The record is from RefSeq and is a predicted model, not a curated record. Lineage: Eukaryota; Metazoa; Chordata; Aves; Galliformes; Phasianidae.
GGUGGCAAUGGGAGGGUGACAACAGGCAGACUGUGGGGAGAAUAGGGUGAGAAUGGGGGUUGACAACAAUUAGACCGUGGGGACAACAGGGUCACAAUGGGGGGUUGACAACAGGCAGACGGCGGGGACAACAGGGUGGCAAUGCCAGCAUCCCACAGGCGUCACCCCUCUGACUGUCACCCUCAGAUUUCCCCACGCCUCGGCUGGAGGUGAGCAGCGCCGCCCCGGUGGCGAUGCAGAACCUGUCUGGAGGCUGCGAGCUGCCAGGGGGGCGCAAGGAGGGCAUGGAGCUGCGGGUGACGCUGGGACAAAAGGUGUUGGUGCCCUGGAGGCCACCGCCGCUGCUUUUCACGCUGCUGGUGACGGAGGAGCACGACGGAGCCGAGCUGCUCUGCGAGGCCAAACUGGAGGGCAGAGCUCCGAAACGGGGCAACGGCGUCAGGCUGGAUGUCAGCGCUCCGCCCUACAUGGACGAGCAACUCUGCCCCCCAACCCAGACCUGGACGGAGGGCCAGGAGGUGACUCAGUGGUGCCGUGCACGAGGAAAACCCGAGCCAGUGGUGACGUGUCACAAGGAUGGCACCAUCGUCCCCGUGCAACAGCCGUGGGUCGUCAACCGGAACCACAACGGGACGUAUCGGUGCAACGCCAGCAACGCCUUGGGCACAAUCACACGGGAUGUCAACGUGAACGUGGAGUACUGGGAUGUCAACGUGGGCCUUUGGGUGACGCUGGCGGUGGUGGCGGUGGCGGUGGUUGCGGCUGGGGCUGUUGCGUACCGCCUGUAUUACCAGAAGAAGAAGAUCCGUCACUACCGGCUGCAGAGGGAGCAGCAGCGCCUCCUGGCCUUGAAGGGCUCCUCGGAUGGGGCCACAGCCGCCCCAAACGGGUCGGCGGCGGGGGCACAAGCGUAGCACCCAUGGGUGCAGGGUG